Molecule: messenger RNA, 1638 nt
Organism: Metarhizium brunneum ARSEF 3297
Lineage: Eukaryota; Fungi; Ascomycota; Sordariomycetes; Hypocreales; Clavicipitaceae
Product: Zinc finger protein klf1
Biological process (GO): DNA-templated transcription; regulation of transcription by RNA polymerase II
Cellular component (GO): chromatin
Molecular function (GO): DNA-binding transcription factor activity, RNA polymerase II-specific; zinc ion binding; RNA polymerase II cis-regulatory region sequence-specific DNA binding
Source: RefSeq, a predicted model, not a curated record
AUGGCGUCGGUCAUCGACGGCAGGGUCGCUGGUGUCCCAGGCGAGAAACCAGGCAAAUCAACACAGCGCCAGUUUAUUACCAUCGUCCCCGUUGGUCGGGGUGAAUCGGGUGUUUGGCUUUCAGGACGCAAGCUCUCUCCCAAUCAGACGUGUAACCUCCCCGAUGGGCAGGAUGCCUCGCAUAUUCCCGUUCAAGAGCAGCGCCCGGCGUCCACGGCCGUCGCCUCAUAUCAGUCCGGCCACGGCGACGAGCUUCGAUCUUCCAAAGCAAUUCAAGUAUUCGCCAGUCAAUCGCAGGACCUGCGCGCCGUCUUUUCAAUCCCUACUGAGCUCAGGGGUUCACCCACAGCACAUCAGGGCUUUCCAAUCUCGGUCAAUGGGUACUCGGAUAUCCCUCGCGCCGGUAACCUCUCUAGCUAUCCGACACUUGGUGGAAAGACAUACAGCCGGCCUCCCUUUGCCAUGGAGGAUGAUUUCACAGCGUGGUUGUUCAACGAAUCAUCUGUACCCUCGUCGUCAGUCGCAUACCCGUCAUGGACAGGCGUAAUCCCCAGCUACCUGGAUACUUCUCAGCUACAAACCCGGACCUAUGAGAUGUCACUAGGCGGAGGCAUCUCACACCGGCCCAUGAGUGUUGCGAGGACGUUGGAUCCCGGGUCGCCGCGUACCGUCAUGUCGGACGAUAAGCUCCAGGAGCUCCUGCACCUUAUGGCGACGCGAUUCAACAAGGCUGCGUGCUCGACAGCGACCACUCGCAAGAAGUCGUUCCUGGAGGGCGAUGUGAGUAACGAUAAUCACAUCCUAAGCCUGCACAUGACGCGAACAUGUAUCGAAUCAUACUGGUACCACUUCCACCCGCAGUUGCCCAUCCUGCAUCGCUCGGCCUUUGUCGCCGACCACGUGCCCAAUCUCCUUCUCCUGGCUAUAAUCGCCAUCGGCGCGUCGACACUGGAUCGUAUCCACGGCCCAGAAGCCCCGACCAAACUCUGGGUAUACCAGGCCCUGCUGCUCAUAGAGGUCCACGAGAAGAUGUAUUCCACGCGCUUCCUCCACGAGCGGGCGCACAUCCACCACGGCACCACACUGGCCCUGAUGCGACGCGGCGACUGGUUCAUCAGGCGCUCCGCGGACUGCUCGGCAGACGACCAGCUGGGCUCGAUCACGACGCCCGACUCUGCGCUGGACGAAUCCUGGACACACUGGAUCAGGGGCGAAGCCACGCGGAGGGUCGUCUUUGCAGCCCUUGUGCUGGACUCGACACACGCCCCCAUGUUUGGACAGCCUGCCAAGAUGACGGCGCACGAGCUUCGGCUGCCGCUGUCCUGCGAUGAGGCAUUAUGGUCGGCGACCAGUGCGGCCGACGUGGCCCGGCGGCCGCCCAGCGACGACUACUUGACCGAAACGCGCGGCAUGUUACACGGCCUCGCCCACAUCGCAUCGCAUAUAGAUAUUAUCGAAUGGCAGAGCUUCGCUGACGCCGUCCAGCGCGCGGGAAAGUCGCGAGAGAAUAGCGCCGCUCUUGAAAAGACGGUCAAGCGAUGGGCCGUCGAGGCCUCGGCCCGCGAAGCCGCCUUUUACGCCUUGAAGUUCCUGUUUGAGUGUUUACUACACGGACCUUCCAAGGACGAGGACGCCUAA